This is a messenger RNA of Musa acuminata subsp. malaccensis (wild Malaysian banana), 1931 nucleotides long. RefSeq names its product probable serine/threonine-protein kinase PBL21. Lineage: Eukaryota; Viridiplantae; Streptophyta; Magnoliopsida; Zingiberales; Musaceae. The record is from RefSeq and is a predicted model, not a curated record. Gene Ontology annotation, biological process: protein phosphorylation. Gene Ontology annotation, molecular function: ATP binding; protein kinase activity.
AGAGAGAGAGAGAGAGAGAGAGAGGGAGGAGGGGUGGUGCAAAAAAGCUACUCUCCUCCAUGGCUGCCCUCUCUGAGAUGGAACGAUAGGGGAAGAAGACAACAAAAGUGCGGAUGACUGUUGUCGUCGUCGUCGUCGCUAGCUUCUGUCAACCGACUCGCCGCUUUCUUCUCGGGAUUCUCGUUAGGCUGCCUCUUUUUCCGUUCUCGUUGCUGUUCUUGUUGUUUCCUUUGGCGUAAAGACGGAGUUCCUUUAGCGGAGGCCUUCUUCUUGGGUUGGCUGGUUUCCUUUUGGACCCUGUUGUGUUCUGCUUAAAGAAAAGUGAUCUUUUGUUUGUUACUGCGAGAAAGAGAGGGACGGGGGGAGUUGAAGGUGAGGAGGGCAGAGGAAAUCGCGGUGGUUUCCCUCUUUCCCUUCCGCGAGAGGGCAAUGUAGGUGGGCGGGGAGGGGGGGUUUAAGGGGAUCAGGUUUGUGGGUAUCGAGGUUGGGGAUUGAGAUCCUUGCCAUAGAUGAGCUGCUUUCCUUGUUUAAGCCCUCGCAGGAGGGAGACGAGCUCCAGGAUAGAGGAUAGCGCCAGCGCCCAAUCCGGCUCCAGAUUCCUUGGCGAUUCCUCGGAGAGCGGGAAGAAGGCGUCAUUACCUGGCGGGGAGACGAGUAAAUGCGCGAGGAGCUUUACUUUCCGAGAUCUCGCUGUCGCCACCCAGAACUUUAGAGAAGCCAAUUUGAUCGGAGAAGGGGGAUUUGGAAGGGUUUACAGAGGACGAAUUGAUUCCGGCCAGGUGGUGGCUAUCAAGCAGCUAAAUCGGGAUGGUCUUCAGGGGAACAAGGAGUUUCUGGUGGAGGUCCUCAUGCUGAUCGUGCUACGGCAUCCCAAUCUUGUGAGUUUGAUUGGUUACUGUGCAGAUGGAGAUGAGAGGCUCUUGGUUUACGAGUAUAUGCCAAAAGGCAGUCUGGAAGAUCACUUGUUUGAUCCACCUCCUAGCAAGCCACACCUUGACUGGAACACACGAAUAAAAAUUGCUGUUGGGGUUGCGAGAGGGCUCACAUAUUUGCACGAUGUAGCAAAUCCACCUGUUAUUUACCGAGACAUGAAGGCUGCAAACGUAUUGCUAGAUGACGACUUUAACCCAAAACUUUCUGAUUUUGGACUUGCAAAACUUGGACCUGUUGGUGACAACACACAUGUUUCAACGAGGGUGAUGGGAACAUACGGCUAUUGUGCUCCUGAUUAUGCAAUGAGUGGUAAGCUGACACUGAAGUCUGAUGUAUAUAGUUUUGGUGUGCUUCUGUUGGAGCUGAUCACUGGACGAAGGGCUUUUGAUUCUUCAAAAAUUGGCGGCCAACAGAAACUGAUGACUUGGUCAAGACCUUUUCUCGGUGACAGAAGGAAGUUCUACCAGCUGGCUGAUCCAUUUCUUCAGGGUCGCUACCCGCCGCGACCCUUUCACCAGUUGGUCGUCAUCGCCUCCAUGUGUCUACAGGAGCAGCCUCAUGUCCGACCCAUCAUCGCUGAUGUGGUUGUUGCUCUCAACCAUGUGGCAUCUCAACCAUACACCCCAGCGCCCGACUCCAAGAUCAUGAGCUCCCCGCCACCACCGUCACCUUUGGGACGGGUUACUGGUACACCCUCGAGAGGCCGCAACGGUAAAACUUUGGCGCUUAUAUGACUCCCAAGUGCGAUGAGCUUUGAUGCAAUGGUUGCAGAAGACGGCCAAAGGGAUUGGAUGUCGUAGGGUGCCUACUCAACCCCAUGCUCGUGGAGUUGUUUAUUGGCUGGUCCGUACUGUUGACAUAACUAUCAUGCGUUGGAAUCUCUGAUGGCAAAUGAGGAUGGUGCAGUGAGGGCAAGGAUGGUUGUUUCUGAGGGUUGGUCAUCUUGUACAUACUAGUUCAAUUGCAAGCUGGGCGUGGUUUGGCCUGGUUUUGUUUCA